Messenger RNA from Balearica regulorum gibbericeps (East African grey crowned-crane), 5256 nucleotides. The record is from RefSeq and is a predicted model, not a curated record. Lineage: Eukaryota; Metazoa; Chordata; Aves; Gruiformes; Gruidae.
UCCUGCAUCAGAGAAGCUCCCUGUUAUGUACCUUAUGGAUUCCAUUGUCAAGAAUGUGGGAAGAGAAUAUCUUACUGCAUUUACUAAAAACCUAGUUGCAACAUUUAUUUGUGUAUUUGAAAAGGUGGAUGAAAAUACUAGGAAAAGUUUAUUUAAAUUACGCUCCACAUGGGAUGAUAUUUUUCCUUUGAAGAAACUAUAUGCACUUGAUGUCAGAGUCAACUCAUUAGAUCCUGCUUGGCCAAUUAAACCUCUGCCCCCAAAUGUGAAUACUUCUAGCAUCCAUGUGAAUCCUAAAUUUUUAAAUAAAUCGCCAGAGGAAUCUACUGCACCUACCUCUGCUGUCACUUCUGGUGCCUCUACUCCUCCAGUUGUUCCUGAAAUACAAAAGAAUUUGACACAGGAGCAACUGAUAAGGCAGCAGUUGCUUGCAAAGCAAAAGCAGUUGUUAGAACUUCAGCAAAAAAAAUUAGAGCUGGAGCUGGAACAGACUAAAGCACAGUUGGCUGUAUCUCUUAGUGUUCAGCAAGGAUCAUCUACUAUAGCUUCAGUUCCAGCGCCUUCCAAGCAACAUCUGUCUCCCACACCUCUCAUGACAGUUAAACCACCUCAUCAGACAGCUGUGCAAUCUGAAAAAAACAAACCAUCCCCAAGUUCUCCACUUCAUGAUGUCAAAAUAGUAAAUAGGGAUCCUCGACUGAAUAGGAUGGCUCAACAUUCUUCUCAUGCUAAAGAUCAAUCUCAUAGGAAAGAAUUUCCACCAAACACAACCAGUCAGUCUGAUACCAAGGCAAACAAAACAACACAGGCUGAAAAACAAAACUCAACAAAGCAAGAGAAAUUGAAAGCAAGUGAAAAAACACAGAAGAAAGAACUUGACCAGUCAGAAGCAAAAUCUAAAUCACCAUCCCCUUUAAAAAAUAAGCUACCCAAUACUAAAGAUACUAAAACCCAGGAAUGUGAAAGCACAAAAGUAUCUGAAAUUAGUAAGCGGGAUCCAAGACUGAAAAGACAUCUUCAAGAUAAGUCAGAGGGCAAAGAGGAGGAGGUGAAAGAAAAGAGGAGAAGUACAGAGAAAAAAGAAAAAGAGGAACAUAAGACGUGUGAACACAGACCAGUAGGCAGCAGAAAUAAAGUAAUUAAUGGUGCUGUUCAGAAGCAAGACACGACUACAGAGGAGUCUGAAAAACAGAGUGGAAAACAGGGGAGAUCAAGUAGUAGAAAACGGUCACGAUCACGCUCUCCUAAGGCACGGUCACCAUCUACACAUUCUCCAAAAAGACGAGAGAGGAGAUCACCCAAAAGAAGACUUAGGAGUUUAUCUCCCACUUCAUCAGCUCCUAAAAUUGCAAAGAUACGUCAGAUCGGCCCUAAGCAGUCUCAUGUUGAGGAAGGCACGCAAGCAGCAAGAGAUGAAAGAAAUUCCAAUAAGAGAAAUGUUAAACAAGAGGUGCGAGAUCCAAGGAGGGUGAAAAAAGCCCAAGAAGACAGGCCCCAAGAAACAGCAAGCCAGCAUUCUACAAAAGCUUCUCCUGAUCCAAAGGAGAAUGCAGAAAACUGGCAAGGAUCCAAAUCAGGCAAGAGGUGGAAAUCUGGUUGGGAAGAAAAUAAAAACUCACAGCAGAAUGAAGAACACCAAGCACUUGGUAAAUCCCCUCACCAAAGACACCGGGAAAACUGGCCUGCUGGUAAGGGAAUUUUAUCACCCCGAGCACCAAAGCAGCAGCACCGGUUAAGUGUGGAUGCUAAUUUACAGAUUCCCAAAGAAUUGACAUCUGCAAGCAAGAGAGAAUUACUUAAGAAGGCUAAUGAACGCUUAACAUCCGGUGAAAUAACACAAGAUGAGUUCCUCAUGGUAGCUCAUCAGAUCCGACAGCUAUUCCAGUAUCAGGAAGGAAAACACAGAUGUAAUGUCUGGGAUAGCCCUACAGAGGAAAAAUGUGGUUUGAAAAAGAAACCUCUUCUAUCAGAUGCAGAAUUAACAUAUUAUGAACAUAAGGCUAAACUAAAAAGAACACAAGUUCAGCAUUCAUUGUCGAGGCUUGAUCUGUUGGAUCCUGAUGAUAUUUUGGAUUAUCAUUUGCCUGAUGCAUUGCUUUCUGGUAUAGAAUGCGAACAAGCAAAAGCCAAGCGUGGAGUACAGUUUGACAGAAAAGAACCAUUUGGAGAAAGAUCAAGGAGACACUCUCCUGUAAGUGGCACUAAUAGACCUUUUGCCGAUAACCUUUCACCGCUUGAGAGUCGACGAAGACUUGAGGAACAAAAUGCUACUAAGGGAGCAAGAGGUUCUAAGAACUUCGAUCCUUAUGACAGCUGGGGAGAAUCGGAUGAGUUUAGAGAUGCUCUCAGACAACAGGGGAAGAGCACAACAGAGUUCCAAAAGAUAGAUGGUGAUGCAAUCUGCAGAUUUGAUAAUCGUGAAGAGAGACAGCUUCUUGGGCAAGCUGGUGUUCGAGAGGAACCAAGAUCACCGUUCAGCGACCGUUUCAAAAGAGCUAGGUAUGAAGAUCCAGAGAAAGCACCGUUUCCAGAAAGUCCAGGAUCAAGAUUUGGAGGCAUUGAAGCAAAGCAGAGGAUAAGUGCACUAAUGGAAGACAGACCUCUGUUUGACGGCUCACCGAGACAGGCCACUGCAAGGGUUGGGGUAGAUGGACAAGGAAGUCCUUUUGUUGAUGGUCCUGCUGCUGGUUCAAGUUCCAGAAUUGAUGGGCCAGCUGGACAGGCCGCCAUGAGAUUUGAGGGGCCUUUGGUGGCGGCAGGUGCAUCUCAGUUUGAUGGACCACUGGCAGGAGCAGGGGGAGCUGGAGCCCUAAGAUUUGAUGGGCCACCAGGGCAGCUGGCAGGGGCUUUGAGGUUUGAAGGACCCCCAGGACAGGUUGGUGGAGGAGGUCCACUGAGGUUUGAGGGACCUCUUGGGCAGAUAGGAGGGCCUUUGCGGUUUGAGGGGCCUGCAGGACAGCCUGUAGGUGGUCCCAGAUUUGAAGGACCUGGAGUUGGUCUCAGGUUUGAGGGUCCCCGUGGCCAGCCUUCAGGUGGUCUCAGGUUUGAGGGACCUCAUGGUCAACCUAUGGGGCCUCGAGGUCAACCAGGGGGUGGUCUCAGGUUUGAGGGACCCCAUGGUCAGCCCUUGGGGCCUCAUGGUCAACCAGGGGGUGGCCUCAGGUUUGAGGGGCCACAUUUACAGCCAUUGGGACCCCAUGGACAACCUGGAGGUGGCCUCCGAUUUGAGGGGCCACAUGGUCAGCCUAUGGGGCCACAUGGACCAUCAGGUGGUGGGCUCAGAUUUGAGGGGCCACACGGACCAUCAGGUGGUGGGCUCAGAUUGGAAGGACCGCAUGGUCAGCCAGGUGUCGGUCCUAGGUUGAUUGAUGGACCAGUACACCAGGGAGCUGGUGGACUUAGAUUUGAUGGUCCUCUGGGUAGGGCCGGUCCGAGAUUUGAUGGUUGCCAUGCAGCUGGAUUUGAUGGUCAGCCUGGACAGCUGUCUCUCUUGCAAAGAUUUGAUGGAAUUCAUGGACAGCCUGGUCCAAGAUUUGAAAGGGCGCCUGGCCAACAGGCACAACCACGAUUUGAUACAGCCAUACCUCAAAGAUUUGAUGGACCUCACCAGCCAGCCUCUAGAUUUGACUUGCCCCUUGGCCUUCAAGGUGCGCGUUUUGAAAAUGUAGCUAACCAUCCUGCCUCAAGACUAGAAAUGUCUUAUGGACAAGGUGGUCCAUUUGUCGACCAUCCCGGCCAGGGCUACAAUGGACCAUCUCAUGGGAUGCAGUUCCAGAGGCCUGAUCUAUUUGAUGGUUCGCCUGGACCAAAUUUCAAUGGGCCAGGUGGCCCAGGAGCACAGAAUUUCCCAUUGAGAGGAGCUGGACAUUACUUUGAUGAAAAAAGUCUUCAGGGUCCUCAAUAUGGAAACUUCAAUAAUAUGCCAAUGGGAAGUAAUCAGGUUUCUCUCAUGUCUGCUCAACCAGGGCCUUAUGGCCAAGGUCAACAGUAUUUGCCAAAUCCUGGAAGUUUUGUUCAGAAUCCUGCAGGAGCCCUUCCACAUUCAUAUCCUGAUAACCACCUUGGGCAGCUUGAUGUCAAUGAAUUGUUUGCUAAACUGCUGUCAACAGGGAUCCUCAAACUGUCAAAAACUGAUUCCACUUCAGCACAAGUGAAUGAAACAUCAUCCCAGCCAGUUGCUGAAGAGGAAGACGAUGACCAGAAUGAAGAUCAAAAUGUCCCAGACCUCACUAACUUCACAGUUGAAGAACUUAGACAGCGUUAUGAUAGUGUAAUAAAUCGACUGUACACUGGAAUUCAGUGUUACUCAUGUGGAAUGAGAUUCACUACUUCACAGACAGAUGUGUAUGCGGAUCAUUUAGAUUGGCAUUAUCGUCAGAACCGGACAGAAAAAGAUGUUAGCAGAAAAAUUACACACAGAAGAUGGUACUACAGUUUAACAGAUUGGAUUGAAUUUGAAGAAAUAGCCGAUCUAGAGGAGCGUGCAAAGAGCCAGUUUUUUGAAAAAGCUCACGAAGAAGUUGUGUUGAAGACACAAGAAGCUGCGAAAGAGAAGGAGUUUCAAAGUGUCCCUGCGGGACCAGCUGGAGCAGUUGAGAGCUGUGAAAUCUGCCAAGAGCAAUUUGAACAGUAUUGGGAUGAGGAAGAGGAAGAGUGGCAUCUGAAGAAUGCUAUCAGAGUAGAUGAAAAGAUUUACCAUCCAUCUUGCUAUGAAGAUUACCAGAAUACAUCAUCAUUUGAUUGCACCCCAUCUCCCAGCAAAACUCCUGUAGAAAAUCCACUAAAUAUGAUGUUGAACAUUGUUAAACAAGAAACACAAGAGUCCUGUGACUCGCCUAAAGUCAAAGAAGAACCUGAUGACACCCCUGCUGCCUGUGCAGAAGAGAGCACACCUGCAUCUACAGAUGUUAAAACAGAACCUGAUGAGUCUGUUUAAAUAAACUGAGGUAUGAAAUUUUUUUUUUUACAGAAGAGCUGCUGCGUUAACUCUGGAAGGCAAAUACUUUUUAUAUGAAAUAAAAAUGUUCAACUGAGGCAGGGCCUCAUCUGCUGUUUGGUUAAUAAAUACAUUUUUGUAUUUGAAUUCCUUAUUGCCUGCACAGUUUCAGGUGUCAUUGUGUGAGAGUUCUGUAGAUGCGUGAAAAUUUAAUGGAAUGAAAUGGUAUAUGUAAAAAUGUACAAUUUUCACUUGUGGAAAUGUAAAUUAUAAAUAAAAGAUAUUUUUGCUAUAUAUGGAGUGUAAUGUUUAUGCACACC